AUGGCGGUCCGGGCGUACGGCGCGUUGCUGGACGGCAUCUUGGCGGCGCGCGACGCGGGGGCGCUCCGGCGCGCCCACGGGAGGCUGGUGGCGGUGGGGCUCGCCCCGCACCCCUUCCUCCGCUGCAAGCUCCUCUCCGCCUACGCCGCCUGCUCCCGCCCCGCCGAGGCCCACCUCCUCCUCUCCUUCCUCUCUUCCUCCCACCGCCGCCCCCCUCUCUUCGCCCUCAACUCCCUCCUCCGCUCCUCCCCCUCCGCCUCCGCCUCCCUCCGCCUCUUCCGCCGCAUGCUCCUCCUCGGCCCCGGCCCCGACGCCCGCUCCUUCGCCGCCGCGCUCUCCUCCGCCGCCCCCUCCCUCCGCCUCGCCCGCCUCCUCCACGCCGCCGCCCUCGUCGCCGGCCUCCUCCGCGACCCCGUCCUCCCCCCCUCCCUCAUCUCCGCCUACUCCCGCGGCGGCGACCUCGCCUCCGCCCGCCGCGUGCUCGACGAAACGCCGCAGAGGGGCCGCACCCUCGCCGCGUGGACGGCCAUGAUCGCCGCGUGCGGGGCCCACGGGCGGGCGGCGGAGGCGGUGGAGAUCUUCGAGCGGGAGGCCGCGGGGGGCGGCGACGCGGCGGCGGCGACGGCGGUGCUGGCGGCGUGCGCGCGGGCGGGGAUGGUUGCGGCGGCGCGGAGGGUGUUCGCGCGGUUGGGGAGGCCCGCGCUGCAGCACUACACGUGCAUGGUGGAUGUGCUGGGGAGGGCGGGGCUCGUGGAGGAGGCGGAGGCGCUGAUCGCCGGGAUGGAGACCGAGCCCGACGACGCGCUCUGGGCGACGCUGCUCGGCGCCUGCAGGAUGCACGCUCGCCUCGACGUCGCCGAGCGCGUCGCCAACCGAGUCUACGGGCUCAAGCUCGCCUGAUUCUUCCUCCUUUUCCUUUUGUUUAUUCCUCUCUUUUUUCUUUAAACCGUGAUGCGUACUAAACCAUGAUUCUUCGCCAAGUUUCUUCCAGUUGUUGAUGUAUUAACAUUUAUUAGCCAAAAGAUUUCAAAAUCAAAAUUUCUCUCGUUUUCAUGCACAGUAUAAUAAUUUAAUUUCGUUCAUUAUUAUACGACUAUGGUUUUCAAUAAAUGUAGUGAUACAUUAUAUAGGAUAUUUAGUAAUUUAGAUCAAAUUAUGAUUUAGUCUAUUUAAUCACAGCUAUUUUAAUUGGGUUUAUUAAGAAUUCCUCAAAAAAGUUUCUGAGUUUUUUUUUUCUUUUUCCCCUCAAUCUUGUGUGAUAAUAAAUUACUCGAUUUUACAGGCCCAGGCUCGAGUCUGGGCCUUAACGCAACGGCCUUACAACACAAGCGGCCGCAAUUGCACCUGUUUGGCACCGUAACCAUGAGCCUGGGCCUUAGCCUGAUGGGUCCAGUAAAAAAUGAGAUUUUAAACCGACUUUAAUAUUGUAUCUUUUAUUUGAAAAAAUUAAAUUACUCUUGUAAAAACCCUUCUACACCGGAACCCUUGCAAACCUUCGCCUCAUCUCUCUUCGCCACCAUGAUAUGAUCGAUAAUCCAUGUUGAUUCUUACACAGCAUGAUUUUCUCUCUUCUCUCUCUUUUGAUUCUUACACUUCACUCUUCUUCUUUUCCUUUACCUUUUUUUUUCCAUCUAAAUUUUAAUUUGUAACCACAAGGAGAUCACAUUGAGCUUCAUCGCCAGCGCCAUGGAUACCGCCUCGAUCACUUCGAGCGCAAGCGGAAGGAGAAGGCGCGUCAAGUCCAUGAAAGAUCCAAUUUUCCCCAAAAGGCUCAUCAUGCAUGAAGAAUCUUCUUCUAGGAGAAAAGUUGAUGAUAAGGUUCUAGUAGGAGCUGUUCAUGCGCAUCUCCUUAGAUCGUGAUGUUACCACGCGCGCGAAGCAACAGUGUUAAACAGAAGAGGAAAGAGAAGGCCGGAAAAUGGGAAGUCCCUUUGCCACAGGUUAGGGCUGUUGCCGAAGAAGAGAAUGUUUAAAGUUGUCCACUCUGGCAAACGGAAAAGUUAACUUUUCUCAUCUUCUCUGUUCUCCAUCUUAUGAUACUUUUUAUUCAUCUUACUCAAUUAUUUAUAUUUUUCAUCUUGUUCGACUUGUUGGUGUGUUCGGCCAAGCAGUCGAAGAGAAUGCUAACCAAAGCCACAUUCGUCGGCCCGGGCUUUACGAGAAAA
Ananas comosus (pineapple) is the source of this 2165-nucleotide messenger RNA. RefSeq names its product pentatricopeptide repeat-containing protein At2g33760-like. Lineage: Eukaryota; Viridiplantae; Streptophyta; Magnoliopsida; Poales; Bromeliaceae. Gene Ontology annotation, biological process: RNA modification. Gene Ontology annotation, molecular function: protein binding; RNA binding. The transcript is spliced from 4 exons. The record is from RefSeq and is a predicted model, not a curated record. Bases 1 to 900 code for a protein of 299 amino acids.